This is a messenger RNA of Emericellopsis atlantica, 1590 nucleotides long. RefSeq lists its product as uncharacterized. NCBI's taxonomy places the organism in Eukaryota, Fungi, Ascomycota, Sordariomycetes, Hypocreales, Bionectriaceae. The coding region runs from base 434 to 1264 and encodes 276 amino acids. The transcript has a single exon. The record is from RefSeq and is a predicted model, not a curated record.
GCUCCUUACAAAUACGCCUUGACGGAGGGCUGGAUGAUUUCCCUCGUUGGCAUCCUUUACGUGGCGCCCUCCCCCAGCGCGCCAUGCUUUUUGCACACAACGUCGACAAAACAUGGAAUCGAGGCCUCGCAUUUGCUACACUUGAAGUCACGCCAACAGCUAAAGCCCACGAUUGGGAUCGACCAAGGCCCGCCAUGCCGGCACAGCCCGCGUCUAGGCCCCAGCCCUGCAGCAGCUGAGCCCAACCCCGGUAGGUGAAACGCCCGACCAUCGUGCUUCUCUGUGCGGCUGACAGCAGCUCGAGGCGGAGCAAUCCCACGUUCAGUCCUCAAAGCUUUGCCAAGCGGAUAUAUAGACAGAGACGAGCGCCCAUGAGGGUGACCCUGUACGGAGCCACUCAUCCACCACGCGCACUUCCACAAGAACCAGCAACAUGUCCCACGAAGUCGUCCAGGGCUUCAGCGUCCUCAACCGCGGCCUCCUCUACACGAGCCUCGUCCUGUCCCCCGCCCACUUCCUCUCGGGAUGGAGCAGCCACGGCACCACCAACCUAGGCUUCCUCGCCUACAACUGGUACAACCAGUUUGUCUGGUACUUCGCCAUCCAGGACCGCCAGCUCCACGCGCUCUCGCUGCUGCCCGUCCACUUCAACAUGAUCUACGCCUUCACCUACCUCGCCGGCGCGGCGGCGGGCAACCUACCAGCGGGCGUGCUGCUUGCCCUCGGCUCCGCGGGUGUCAUGGUCCUCAACACCGUCGCCGCGUGGAUCGCGUGGCGGGACUGCCAGACAGCCGGCUACGGGGAGUAUGAGUUCUUCUUCUUUGGGUGGCGGACGCUGUCGCCGGGCUGGCACAAGUUCACGUUGGUGUGGCAGAUCUUUGACACCAUGCUGAUCUUUGCCUGUGUCAUACUCGCCCUCAGUAUUCCGAUGUACAUGCACACCAUACGGCGCGAGCUGGCCGACAAAGGCGGCGAGCAUAAACCCAACUCGCUUCUCGCCGGCCUCAAGGCCAUCUCUAACUACAAGUAUCUCGCCAUCCCGGGCAGUGUGCUCAUGCUCGUCUUUGUCUGGCCGCUCAUCCUCUGGGUCGAGCUGAUCAUCCGUCGCAACGACAUUACGUCCCCGACAGACUGGGUCUCGGUCUGGCUCUUUGUAGCACAGGUUGGGUUGCUGGUGAUACCGAGCUUUGGGGGCUAUCUCCUGCGCAAGCCCUUGGGCUUCCUGCAUCGCGAGAAGAGCGUGGCUCCGGCCGCCCAGGCGUAGAGGGUUUGCUGUUUUGUAUGUUCCAUGGUUUUGACUGAGCGGGAGUUGUUGGCAUGAUUUCUAUAUUGUCUUUUGUUUACCUUACAAAUCAAACAGUCUAUAGUUGGAUUGGCUUGCGCCAAAGCUUUGUGAUCUGGAGACCCUCCUUCUUGACCACCACCCCCUCCACUCAGUAACCCUCCUUUCGGUUCACCCUGUUGACCAGGUCAGCGCCCUGGCUGAGAUUCGUCAGGUUCUGUCGCAGCACGCCCAAGACACGCUCCGCCAACUUGGACGACAUGCCGCUGAUGUGCGGCGUGAUGAUCACGUUCUUGGCACUCCACAAG